AUGACCGAUAUCCAGACACUUACUCUCUCCGCACGCGCUGCCUUCAUCGCCUGGCGCCUGGUGACGAACCCCUGGUUCGUCAUGCAACGCACCGUCCAGCGAAUCCUAGACAUCGACGAUCCGCCCCGUCAAACCGCGCGCCUUGUCCGCUGGCAGGCGGAUAAGAAGGUCGAGUAUCAGUAUGUUGGGGUCGUGGGCUCCCUCGUCGCAUCCUCCGUCUCCGGCUCUCUGCAAUGGGCAAUUUCCAGCUCGGAAAAUACAUUCUGGCUCGUUUUGGCGUUCUGGUAUGGGGCGCUGGCGCUAACGCUGUUCUGCGUUAUUGGGGCGUUUUACACAAGUAUUUUGGUGUCGAGUUUUGAUUUGCGCGACGAUGGUAAUGGGGAUGUCGAGCGGCUCCUACUUUCUCUUCGCGGACAGGCCAGAAAUGACGAGGACGGUGGGGGCAUGAAUGGGCCGCCUAGACGGCGGAUGCUCUUUGUCCUCCAAGCACCGAUUAUGUUGCUCAGUUAUUCGAUCUUGUCGUAUCUCGUGGGGCUACUGCUGUGGAUUGUGGCGCCGCUUUGGCGCGUGGGGGUCUUUGAGAAUGGGCAGCUUUGGGUGAGUUUAGUCCAUUACUCUGUUGUUCAGUAUGAACGGAUCAAGGAGAAGUAUACUAAUGGAAUUGGCUGCGUGUAG
Messenger RNA from Aspergillus mulundensis, 675 nucleotides. RefSeq lists its product as uncharacterized. Lineage: Eukaryota; Fungi; Ascomycota; Eurotiomycetes; Eurotiales; Aspergillaceae. The transcript has 2 exons. The record is from RefSeq and is a predicted model, not a curated record. The coding region runs from base 1 to 675 and encodes 224 amino acids.